AUGGCCGGCAGCCCAGAUCGUUCGUACUCGCCAGAGUACCUCGAGCGACUGUCAAGUCCUGAUUACCUUGCUGGUGAUGAGUCCUCGUCAGAUUCGCAGAGUGUUCCUGAGGCAGAUCGCCUCCCAGACGCUGCUGCACCUCUGAGCGCCGACGAGGACCGAAUGGAUUCGAAUUACCCAGUGCCCAGUCAGGAACGCAGUCCUAGCGGCAGUGACAGCAAUGAGGAACACCCGCCCUUGAAGCGGUUCAAAGAAGGGCCAGCCUUGGAUUACGAAUCCUCUGAUGAUCACAUCCCACACAACCGCCCGGCCGCCAGUCUCAUCGACAGCGAUGGCAAUGAGGAGCCUCCGUCCUCGAAACAGUCGACCAAAGACCAAACGAGGUACUACAACUCGUCUGACAACUACCCUCCACCCAGACGCCCACCCCCCAGCUCCACCGCCAACCCUCCCCCAAAGAAGGCUACUCAAGACAAGAAGAAACCCAAUCAACCCCCUCCCCCCUCCAACCCCCCCAAGAAAAACGACCCCAGCACCAAAGCCUCCCUAAUCCACCAAAUCCAGUCCCACUGGGGCCCCAACUUUAUAAAAACCUACAUUCCAAAAUGCCAUCGCCCCCUUAUCAAACUCCCCACCUCCACCACAAAACGCAAACGCCCCCACCCCUUACUCCGCAAACACGAGUCCAACCCCCACAACUGGACCCCUUCCUCUCUAGCCUCCAUCCUGCGCAUCGCAAAACUCACUUCGGACAAAGCGUGGUUGCAACAAGCAACGCGAGAUGUAGUGCGGUAUAGAAUUCGGCAUACAGGGAACCGCAAGCCGCAGCUGGGACGCGCGGAUUUCGACGUUGUCGAGGAUAUGCUGGGGAAGGGGUGGGGAGUUGAAUAUGCGUUUGGGGUUCGGUAUAAGCAUUUAGUUAAGGAGGAGGGGGAGGGGGAAGGGGAGGAAGAAGAGGAUGUAGAGUAUCUGUUUGAUGUUGGGCCCGAGAGUAGUGAGGUGGAUGUGGGGUCUGAGGGGGAGGAUAUGAAGCUAAGGAGGCGGCAACGACGCGGUGACACUGAUGGUGGUGGGAAGGCGAAGAAGCGGAAGGAGAGGGGGGAUGAGGUAUGUGCACCGUCUUCGUCUUCGGAGGAGGAGGAGGGGAGGAUUAAUCCGUAUCAACAUGCCUGGUGCAAAUCGCAGUAUGUCAUGUUUCCGCCACUGCCACACACUUCUUCGUCUUCGGCGCAGGUUACGCAGAGGACUGCGAAGUCUGCGUCGAAUGGUACGAAGAAAAUGAAACAGAAAAGUGCACAGCGUGGUAAGGAUGUACGGAAUAGUCCUGAGGAAUCGCUGUUUGUACCGGAGGAGAGAGAGAGGGAGAGAGAUGAAAAUGGGGAGUUUGAAGAGGAGGGAGAAGAUGGAGAAGAGGAGGAAGAAGAAGAAGAAGAAGAAGAAGAGGAGAGAGACUACGAAGCAGAAAUCGCAGCAGCAGAGGCGGAACUCAAACUUGCGCGGUUAAAGGUUGCGGCGGUGAAGGCGAAGAAGUUGAACAGGAAGAAGUGA
Bipolaris zeicola 26-R-13 is the source of this 1548-nucleotide messenger RNA. RefSeq lists its product as uncharacterized. Lineage: Eukaryota; Fungi; Ascomycota; Dothideomycetes; Pleosporales; Pleosporaceae. The coding region runs from base 1 to 1548 and encodes 515 amino acids. The record is from RefSeq and is a predicted model, not a curated record. The transcript has a single exon.